CAGGAACCCUGGCUGCGGAAGGGAAGGAACUCGAAUCACAGCCUUUGAGAAAACAGCUAGUCCAAAAUAAGUAAAUUUGUUUAGUGUCAAGAUGGCCGCUGAAGGAUGGUAGAUAAGAUUAGGCAUUUACUUUCUGUUGACCUUUUACGUAGCCGCUUUUAGUAAGUGCCAAAAUCCCCCAAAAUGCGCGAGCAUAGUAUAAACAACGCAAGGACCUUCGGUCGGUCCUGUGACGCCGCGCAAUGGCCGUGUAGGUGGUGACCCAGAUAGUUAUGAUGGCCACAGCACUCUGUUGGUGAAGGGAACGGGUGUUUGCUGGUUUGUAUUUGCGCCAUUUGUGGCCCUAGCGCCGUCCCCGGGCUAGGCCAGGGCGAUAUGGAGCAAACACAGAGCAGGCCCAACAAGGUUAGCAAGACGAGGGGCCCAUGCGAGGCCGAGGCCGAGUCAGGCGCGGCCCAUGGCCAGGCCUUGACUGCCAACCAAGUUGUAAACAUGCGCAAGUCCAGACCCUCUAUAGGGGUUUUUGACAGGAGUGGCAGACGAUUUUCUGACACCAAGGACCCUGCAACUGGCACUUUAUCUGGUGGUAGUUCUGGGUCUGGCGAAGUUUCCAAUUUGGUGCGCAUUCAUGGAUCAACCUUGGGACAGUCAGCUCCUUCAUUGUCCAACACAAUGAAGGAGCUGUGCAUAUCAAGACGCAGUAGCAGAGUGAAUCAGAGGAAAAGCUUCAUCUCAACUACCUCACCCACCCUUCCUCGUUGCCUGUCUCCUAUGUCUGGUAGUCCCUUGGAAAGUCCAAGAAUGUCUCCAAACCAACAUUUUGCAUAUGCUCCCAUCAGAAGGGUCAACCAGGAAAAGAAAAACAAGAGAAGUCUGUGUGAAGGCAGGCGCUGGUCUGUUGCCUCUUUGCCAUCCUCAGGCUAUGGAACUACGCCAGGGAGCUCCAGUGUUUCAGAUAGUCGAUCUAGAUUUGAUCAAUUUAUUCGACAGAGGGAACGAAGGAUGAGAUCCUCUCAAUGCUCUUCUCAAGAACGCCUCCACCAGCUGCCUAAUCUCCCCACAAAGGAAGAACUUCAGAUGCUUACGAGACAUUUUUCAAACGAGACUCAUCACAGCUGUGUUCUUGAUGACUGCAGUCCAAGGUCACCACUAAGCCGUCCACGAUCUCGUAGUCUAAGCUCCCCAAGCCGCUCUCCUGUAAUGGACACAGAUAUUGUUGUUAUGAACACUAUGUACAAAGAGAGAUUUCCUAAGGCCACUCAACAAAUGGAGGAACGCCUGAAAGCUUUUAUAAAUGAGACAAAAGUAACUGAAGGUGAUUGUGAUCUUCACCUAAAGGAUUUGCCAAUCUUACGCUUUGUGCUCCAUCAAAUUGUAGAAAUGGCUAGAGAUUGUCUUCAAAAAUCAGAAGAGAAACUUAUUUCAAGCCGCUAUUUUUAUGACAUGUCAGAGAAUCUUGAGAGACUUCACAGUGAAACAAAAGAAAAAUCUAUUGAAGCAUCAGCCCGAGUUGGAACUGUGGUUCGAAGACUUCUCUUAAUAAUAUCACGACCUGCUCGACUUCUUGAAUGUUUGGAAUUUGAUCCAGAAGAAUUCUAUCAUAUGCUGGAGGAGGCUGAAGGGCAAGCAAAACUUGCACAUCAGGGUAUUAAAGCUGAUAUCCCUCAAUACAUCCUCAGCAAGCUGGGAAUGACCAAAAAUUCAAGUGCAGAAUUGGAUGCAGAUCUCAGUUCCAUAAAUGUUUCUCCUCCUUCCCCGCCUCCUGUGUGCUCCUCAGCAGUUGCAGCUGUUGCUACAACUACUGAGAAAGGACGUGGAAUUUUACACCGUGGCAGCAAGAAGGAAUUUAAGAAUCCAGCAGAAGAAGACUUUGAAGUGAUAAAGUUGAUCUCAAACGGUGCCUAUGGGGCAGUUUAUUUAGUUCGUGUAAAAGAGACCCGCCAGCGUGUGGCUAUGAAAAAGAUCUCAAAAAAUAAUUUGAUGCUUAGAAAUCAAGUUGAUCAGGUUUUCACAGAAAGGGAUAUCAUGAGUUUCACAGAUAAUCCUUUCGUUGUUAGUAUGUACUGCAGUUUUGAAACAAAAAAACAUCUCUGCCUUGUGAUGGAGUAUGUUGAAGGCGGGGACUGUGCAGCUUUAUUGAAGACCAUUGGUCCCCUACCUUCAGAUAUGGCCCGGUUUUACUUUGCAGAAACUGUUCUAGCUGUGGAGUACUUGCACAGUUAUGGGAUAGUUCAUCGUGAUCUUAAACCUGACAAUUUACUCAUCACAGCACUUGGCCAUAUCAAGCUCACUGACUUUGGUCUCAGCAAGAUGGGACUAAUGUCGUUGACAACUAAUCUUUAUGAAGGGUAUCUGGACCGAGAAACUAGGCAAUUUUCAGAUAAGCAAGUUACUGGUACACCUGAGUACAUUGCACCUGAGGUGAUUCUGAGGCAAGGCUAUGGAAAACCAGUUGACUGGUGGUCGAUGGGAAUUAUUCUAUAUGAAUUUCUGAUAGGAUGUGUUCCCUUUUUCGGCGAAACUCCUGAAGAACUCUUUGCUCACACCGUAAAUGAUGAUAUUGAAUGGCCAGAUGAGAAAGAGUGGCCUGUGCAGUUGGAAUCAAAGGACUUGAUAACCCAGCUACUGCAGCACAAUCCUAUGAUUCGACUUGGUACAGGUGGUGCCCAAGAAGUCAAAGAUCAUCCUUAUUUCUGUGGUUUGGAUUGGACGAGUUUGCUCCGUCAAAAAGCUGAAUUUGUUCCUCAAUUAGAUGAUGAGGAAGAUACUAGUUACUUUGAUACUCGCAUGGACCGAUAUAAACAUGAUAUGGGAGAAGACACCGAUGAUACUGAUGAAUCAAUGCUGUUUGGUUCCUUUUCCUCUAUCUCUCCUCGCUUCCACAAAGUUCACAGCACCGAAGAUCGGCGAGUGCCACAAACGUCAGCCUCCCCUGCUGCUAUGUUUCGGGAAACUACUCCCCCUUCUGCCAGAGGAGCUCAGUCGCAGUCCACAAUUACUGAAUCACCCAAGACUUCAAAAUCUGCUUGUUCUGGGGUAUCAAAUAUUUCACCUUUGGCUCAAGAUUCUGGCAACUCAGAAUCAUCUUCAUCUAAUGUUGGAAGCAGUAUGGAGCUUGAUGAGAGCAAGGAAUUGUCAGAGUCCCGUGUGGAGCCAGCUAGUUUGACUCAUCACCACUCUCUCAGUACCCCCGAGUCUUCUCAGACAGAAAGCGAUGACGUGUCACCUCAAGUGCAAAGAAAAAGACGUUUGCAUACCCGGGAUUCUCUCCCUCGAUUUUCAAUUUCCAUUGAAGAUGAGAAGCAUAUGAUAAGUGUACCUGUCCUCAAAGGACUAGAUGGGUCUGCAUUUGUUCCAAUGGAAGAGCGGUCACCGAAGAGCACCAUCCGAGUAGGACCUAGUUUGCCAUCAACAUCUACCAGCAACAAUGAAAGUUCUCCGGUCUCUUCCAUUAAAGCUCGUGGAAGACCUGUGAUAAAGAGUGCAUCAGCAAGUGGUCUUUCUCUUAUGAUACCGUCUAGCUUGUAUUUGGCCGAUGACUCGCCCCAGUCGAUGCCGUCCCCGGGCGGCUCAAGCACUGCCAGCUCCCGAGACACGUCACCCUGCCGCGAGCUGUCGCCCCUCGUGACCAGCCUCAAGCCUCCGAUCAUCAUCAAGCGAGGGGCGAGAGGAUUUGGGUUCACUGUCAACACGAUCCGCGUGUAUUACGGCGACACCAACUACUACACCAUGCAUCACCUCGUUAUGGCCGUGGACGAGGGCAGCCCCGCGUUCGAGGCGGGCCUGAGCCCGGGCGACCUCAUCACGCACAUCAACGGCGAGCCCGUGCAGGGCCUGUUCCACACGCAGGUGCUGCACCUGCUGCUGAGCGGCGGCGACCACGUGACGCUGCGCUCCACGCCGCUGGAGAACACGUCCAUCAAGGCGGGCGGGCACCGGCGCGAGCCCGGCCAGAGCAAGCUGGCGCGUCGCAGCCUGAACCGCCAGCGGCGCCAGAAGCGCGACCUGAUCGACAAGCGGCGCAAGCCGUCGCUGUUCAAGCGCAUCAGCAACAAGCGCGCCAGCGUGGACCUGGCGCAGCCGCUCAGCAUCUCGAGCCCCGUGCCCGUGGCGACUUGCCCGCCGCCCAGCCGGUCGCAGCCGUGGCCGCUGCCGCUGGCCGCGCAGGACACGUCCCCGCUGGCCGCGGUCGUGGCGGGCGCGAGCCGCGUCAAGCCGCUGCGCUCUCCGUCCGCCAACCGCGUGUCGUUCCCGCCGGCCGAGCCGCUCACGCCGCAGCCCUACUCGCCCAACACGUCGUCCAGCUCAUCGGGGUCCUCGGCGGCGAGCAGCCCCGCGGCCACCACGCCGCACUACCAGCGGCCCUCCACACUGCACGGCCUCAAGCACAAGCUGCACAGCGCGGCCAAGAGCAUCCACUCGCCCUCUGGCCGGCGCAAGUCGGUCGGCCACAUCCCGCUGUCGCCGCUCGCGCGCACGCCGUCGCCCUCGCCGCUGCCAUCCUCGCCCACCAGGUCGCCGUCGCCGCUUGCCUUCCCCGCCGUGCACCAGCCCGGCAGCUCCAACACGACCCAGUCCUACAGCCCCGGGUCGUCGCUGUCCACGCCUGGCGCCUGCAGCAAGAAGGGUUUCGCGAGGCCCAAGAGUGCCGAGCCCGGCAGCCCGCUGCUGCGGCGAGCGCUGUCCCCAGACCGCCUGCACCCCAGGAGCGCCGAGAACAAGAGCAAGUCCGGCGCGCCGUCCAUCUCGCCGCUCUGCAACAACCCGGCGCCCAAGGUGAGUGUCGCCGCCUGCUCCAGCUCCGCCCCGGGCUCCACCGUCACCUCGCGCUCGCCGCUCUCCAAAGCGUCGUCGCUUGACAAGGGCCUCAAGACGAAACCGCCGGAGCAUCCUCUGUCUAUGAGGCAGGACUCUGGUGACGACUUGUCUGGCAUCCGGAGUCUGCCCAAGGAGGACUCGGAGCAGACUCAGGACGGGAGUCACAUGACGGUCAAGGGGAUUCUUCCCAUCGAUGGCCGUAAUCCUCUUCCUCUGCCAAGAAUCGCCGAAGAGAAAGACUCUCCUCCAGGGAGUAGGGAGGAGGUCUUGAGAGAACUUGUCCCUUCUCUUCCGCCCCCACCGCCACCAACAACGCCAUGUACUCCUAGUACUCCGUAUUUCCCGUUUAUACCACAUCUGAAAUCUGUGAUAAAAGAAGAGGAGCCUCACAAAAAGAAGGAAGGUUGUGAUAAAAAGAGUAGAGAGGCUGAUAAGGGCAGUGGUGCCUCCUCUUCAAAAGCAAAAGAUAAACCAUAAAGUUGUAUCAAUUGCCGAAAAUAUUAGAACCUAUAUUAGAGGGCACUGUGUGCUCUGAGAAAAAAGCGAAGUUAACCUUGUUAGAGGCUAUGAAGCUAAAGCUUGUAGCUAUGUUCCCCUAUGGAAAAUGUUGUUCGUUAUCCAGCAAGUAUUGAAGUGUGUUAAUUUUUACUUAUUUCUGCAACUUUACAGUUCUAUGCAAUUAUCUUUGUGUAGGAUUUGUUUUUGUUUUUUAAGAUUUGCCAUUUUAUGAAGUUAAACUUCUGAGCGCAGUUGAAAUCUUACUCUCUGCUCCUCCUACCAGAAAAGACAAUGUAUGUAAAUUUUAUACUGUCUUUUUUCCCCUUUUACAACAUUAACUGUAAUUGUUAUGAUUUGAUGAUGAUUUGCUCUAUCAGUGGAGAUCAGUGAAAUGAUGCUGAACUAGUCAAAAAAAGACAACCUUUACCUCGCCAUGCACAAUACAUAUUAGCUUUGGAAUAUUGGCAUAAUAUUCAGUUAUUUUUGGUUGUGUUACUCAUGUGUUGGUACAUCAAUUUUUCAUUCAUCACUCACAUUUCAUUUAUUUAUUUUCUUUCGUGUGUUCAGCCACAGUUGAGGUCAUUAAGUGGUUAUAUUUAAUAAAUCUAUCCUUCUUUGUGAGAAGAAUUAGGUACAGAGGUUUUAGUGUAAUAAUACAAAUUAUUCGCAUUCAAAAUUUUUAGAAAAAAUAUUUCGUCCAAUAUUCUUACUAUCAAUAUCGUGGUAACUAAAUCUGACUGGUAUUAUAUAAUGCUAUAUGCUCACUUGAUCUGGGGGUUUCGUUAUUGGUGAUGAAUUGCACUUGUUCCAUUUUGAAUUUUGGGGUAAUUAUUUUGCAACAUAGUUGAAUGUCUUACGUUUUAGUAGAUGUGUUAAUUGUAUACCUGAAUAUUGUACCGUUUAUUUUACCAUGUUGUUUUUAAGUGCACAAGUCAUCCAUGUACAAAAUUGUGUUAAUUUGUUUAGUAACUGUGUAGAUGGUUAAAUGUGUUAAUGGAACUUGUUUCAAUGUUUCUUUAAAGGUGCAUUGCGUGUAAACUCAGGUUGAGUGUAUGAUUGUGGUCUUCUACCAAUUGGGUUAGUUUGUUCUAGAAACUGUUCAGUUCUCUUUUAUUUUGGGGUUUCUGUUAUCACUUCUACAUGACUUAUCAAAAAUAUGUAGAAAGGAUUAGUGGUGCUAGAUGUACCAAGUACUCAUACCUAGAGUCCCUGUCAAAAAGCAGUCAGUGUGCAAAUUGUAAUAGAAGCCUCUGCGCUUACAAGCAAUUAAAUGUGGGCCAUGGUAGUUACAUUAUUAGCAGUUUAAAAUGAAGGAAAGCCCGGUGAAAAAGACAAACUAAAAUUGCUUCAGUAAGCAUGAACUAGUUCCGUUAGAUGGUUAGACCAUGCUUGCAUUGUGUUAACUACACAAUAUCUUAUAUUUGUGUGAAAAGUCUUUAGGACGGCCUGGUAGACAUCUGUGAAUGUUUUCUACCUUCAGUUUCAAGCUUGGUUUUAAAUGUCAUUAACAUCAUCGAAAAAAUGUGUUUCAAGUUCAGUGAUAUACCUAGCAGUAAUGUGUAGUGCCAUUUUAUUGAUGUAUGGCAUGGUGCGUGAUUUUUACCUGGCCCCUUUUUCAUUUCCAUUAAAAAAACUUUGGUUUGAAAUUCUUGUACCCUUCUACAACAUAUAAGCUGUAAGGUAAUGAAAAGGUGCCAUAAGUCAUGCAAUUUUUUUUUUUUUCACUCUAUGUGUGAUCAAAUUUUUUUCUACAGUGGUUGACUGGUUCUUAAAAGGCCCCUUCAUGUAAGACAGGUUCUUAAAAGGCCCCUUCAUGUAAGACAGAGAUGAUCUGUUUGCAAAUGUAUGAAUUGAUUUUAGACUGAAUUAUUUAUUACAUCUAGUCAAAGACUAGAUUUUCUUUUGUCUAGUUUUCUGCCUUUUAAGCUUUUGUGAUCUAUCUUCAAUUAUUGUGAUUGUGAAAAAAAACACAUCUCACCUGCUUCAACUUUUAAUGAACUAUCUCAUGUGUCAUUUAACAGCCAUAAAAUUGUUGUAAAAUUAUGGUGAUUGAAUGCGAAUGAUAUUGACUGAUGUUAGAUCUGUGAAGUCACGUGAUUCGAGUUCUCAACUAGUACAACUGUUUGUAUUUGGUGUGAUAUGAUGACACAGGCUGCACAUCAUAGAGUGAUGGGUUUUAGUUGUUUGAUUGCCUGCUUAAUCAGGUAGUAGGUGAAUUAGCAAACCUUUAUCUGUUUAUUUCUGACCAUGUGUUUUUGGCUCCAAUUAAAAUUUCCAAAAAUAUUAAUUUAACUUUGUACAGUUCUUUCUGUUUCUUUUUUGUAAAAUUCAUUGCAACAGACUUCUGUUGUGAAUUGAGUGAGAAGUUGUGUAACCAAAUGUACAUAUUGGUAACGUAUCUUCAAAUGUCUUAACACAUUAUUUAAAUGGAAAUUCCAUCUCUGUUUGCUGUUUGUUGAGGCUUAGAGCUCUCCUUAAAUCAUCCACCUAUAUUUUUUUAUAUGUAUACUUAUUUUAAUGUUUUGUGUUCUUCCACAAUAAGAAUUUAGAGCUACUUCCAUGUUGCCAUUCAAUACUGAAAAUAAUCAUAGUAUUACUAUUUGCAUCUUUCAACACUCUAGCAGUAAAAAGUAUGUAAGAAGAGUUCUCCCCAACCUCACCUAAGUAUUAUUCUGUAACUUGGAUUAACAUUGUUCCAUUCAUAACAAUAAAUGAAUUACUCCUCUCUGUUUUAA
Frankliniella occidentalis (western flower thrips) is the source of this 8051-nucleotide messenger RNA. RefSeq names its product microtubule-associated serine/threonine-protein kinase 3 (gene dop). The transcript has 22 exons. The coding region runs from base 376 to 5295 and encodes 1639 amino acids. Gene Ontology annotation, biological process: peptidyl-serine phosphorylation; intracellular signal transduction. The record is from RefSeq and is a predicted model, not a curated record. NCBI's taxonomy places the organism in Eukaryota, Metazoa, Arthropoda, Insecta, Thysanoptera, Thripidae. Gene Ontology annotation, molecular function: protein binding; ATP binding; magnesium ion binding.